Messenger RNA from Suillus bovinus, 2703 nucleotides. RefSeq lists its product as uncharacterized. Lineage: Eukaryota; Fungi; Basidiomycota; Agaricomycetes; Boletales; Suillaceae. Bases 1 to 2703 code for a protein of 900 amino acids. The transcript has 5 exons. The record is from RefSeq and is a predicted model, not a curated record.
AUGAUCCAUCUCGAUCGUAACCGCAACGAAAUCGAUUCAGAACAAAAUUCAAAUCUUAUCUUACCAGAGGAUCAUUCAGCUACUUUCAAUUGGGUCACGGACAUCACUCAUAACGACGAGCAUCACAAUUAUUUCGCAAAUUCUUUGUCUGACUUGAAUAAUAAUCAUCCCGAGGGUCAGACAAUCCAUCCUAUCCCACUUCCAGCUGACGACAAGAGUUCGUCACUUUCACCUCCUCCAGAAUACAAUUCACCUCAAAUUAAACACAAGUCUCCUCCACAAGCACAAGAACCAGAGCCAGAACAAGAAGACGAUGGGGAUGGUUCUUAUUCGAGACAGUUAACACCACUCACAGACCUAUCAGCAGUACCAGAUGGUGACGAGAGUUUGGAUUUUGAAAAGAAGGACAACAGUCCAGCAGAAGUAGAACAAGAGCAGAAUGGUGACCUGAACGCACAGGACAACCCAGAUAAUCGUUGGUCAGAAAAACGUACAAUAAAUGGUACAUCAUCCCCAGUCCGCUCAAUCCCCAGCUCCCCAACAAGAUAUCCAAUCCCAAUUCCCGUCCCAGGUCCCUCUCACAGACUUGGCCCAUCAUCAGCUCCUUCUCAUUCAAGACGUCCAUCAAGGGAAAUCGUCCCAAUCAGCCAACUCCCUUCACCAAACUUACCACCAGCAAAAUUAUCUGAUUCCUCUACAGGAGAAACAAAAGUCGUUAGGAUUCUCGAGAUCAACUCAGAAUUGCUAAAAGUCUGUAUGGAGUUCCAAACACGUGGCGUGCCACCGACUGACGCUCGCUUCUCUCAUUUCGCUAAUCGCAUACAAGUAAACUUGACCUGGCUAGCAGCUGCUGCAGAUCAUCAUCGAUGUAAUGACCCUAGACUCGUAUUGCCCGCAAUGGAUGCUCCUUCUCCCGUCGAAUCCAUAUCAAUGGAUCGAAUACAUCACCUCUAUGCCGAUUUACCCACCAUAUUCGCAAAGGAACUUGCACGACGCCAGCUCGCUUCCAGCGUUCAAUACUCUCCUACCACUUCCGCCGCACUCCUAAAUGGUCCAUUAAAGCGCAGCAGACCAGAUGACAUGGCAGACCUCGUGAACAAAAGACGCGACAUUGGUGAGACCAAACCACACUCCAUGCAACCACCCGCAAUCCCAUCCAUAUCCAUAUCUGGUGCUGGUCAACGCACCAGCCCCACAUCCACAUUCCCUCCCUCUCUGCAUCCAAACAUGGCCGUCGCCAGUACGCCCACCAUACCGCAGAGUCCCCGUACCUCCAGUCCCAUGCCCCCUCCAUUGUCUACCCCCUCACUACCCUUCGGCGCCACUGAGGCAUCAAUAGCAGCUACGACGCGCGCUCGCGCACGGGAGAUGCAGAUCCACCAAGCGCGCGAGCAACAACUUCGAGCAGCUCAGAUGCAACAUCAAAUGCAAUCUGCGCGCCAGAUCUCCCCUCCCGAUUCCUCCCCACGAAUGCCCCAAAAUUUGGGACCGGGCACACCGCAACAUCCGCAUACAUCAUAUGGCCACAACCCUCCAGCGAUGCAGAUUCUCCAAAAUCCUAGCCAUCCCCUGAUGACGUAUCUCAUGUCCCAAAUCCCCAACUUCACAUCUCUGCCGUUGCCUCAACAGGUUCAGAAGCUCACGAAUUUUCAGAAUAUUCUAGCGCAGAAACAGCCACAGAAUCCGUCCAAUCAGCAACAACGCCCCCCUAUGCCUGGUCAAAUGCCCGGUCUAGGCCAGAACCCCUCCAUGCCGCCCAUGCCCAACGCCCCCAUGCAAAGCAGUGGUCCAAGUCCUGUAUCUCCUUUAGGCCAACAAUCACCCGUCUCAUCUCAAUCCCAACAACAAAUGAGCGCCCAACCCCAGCAAGCCAGCAUGUACCCAUUUACAAACCAAGGCCACAACACACCCAGCGUAGACCCCCGCAUAGCAGCCUCCAAUUUCACACAACAAAUGCCAGGCAACAUGGGUGCCAUGAACCUAAACCAACAACGGCAGCUCAUGCUCAUGCAGCAGCAAAUGCGGAAUUCAAGUGGGAACAUGAACAUGAACGCCGCGAACCUCAUGAACCCACAGCAGGCAUUUGCGAUGCAGCAGCAGCGGGGGAUGCCCCAGGGUGGUCCGUCUCAAGGGGGCUCACCUAUGUCCGCCCCCGCGAAUGAUACCUUCCCCGCAUUGCGCUCGAAUUCGACAAUCCCAGGAAUUGCGAGGAGUGGGCGGUCGCCUUCUGAGAGCGUACAUUCACCCAUGACGCCUCGUGCCCCGUCGAGGCUUUCGUCACAACCUCCUAUGCAGCCUGAAGACUACCAGCGAGCGAUGACACAACAGACACAGCCGGGCAUGAUGGGGGCGCAGCAGAAUGCUGGCUCGUUCCACCCGCAGAUGCAGUAUCAUCAGUGGCAGAAUGGCCAGCAGCAGCAGCAACAGCAACAGCAACAGCAGCAGCAGCAACUGUCGCUCGGAGGACAAAUGAACGGGUUUGGGAUGAACCCUCAGGGAGGAGCAGGAGCAACGAACAGUCCCUAUGGCGGCUCCAUCUCGCCAUCAGGGGGAGGGCCUAACUGGCAACAGCAAAGCAUGAACGGAUACUACCCCCAAAGCAACCAACGACCACCGAAUGUCGCCAUGCAACAAACCAUCAGUCCCAUAGGAGACACAAGCACAGCAGGAGAAUACGAUAUAUUUAAUUGGAAUGGUCCAUGA